This is a messenger RNA of Entamoeba histolytica HM-1:IMSS, 1167 nucleotides long. RefSeq lists its product as uncharacterized. Bases 1 to 1167 code for a protein of 388 amino acids. The transcript has a single exon. NCBI's taxonomy places the organism in Eukaryota, Evosea, Mastigamoebida, Endamoebidae. The record is from RefSeq and is a predicted model, not a curated record.
AUGGGAAAUACCACCACAAAAUAUCAAGAGAAGAAAGGGAAAUUAACUAUUGAAAAUAUAAUGAAUGUCUGUAGGUAUAUUAAAAAUGAAGAGGAUUAUAUAAAACUGAUGAUGGUGAACAAGAAAUAUACAGCGAUUUAUAAGAAGAUGAGAUACAAUCCAUUCAGUAUUAAAUCAAAAAAGAUAUUUCCUAAAUUGACGAACCAAUUUUUAUAUUCAAGAAAUGACAAGAAAAUUAAAGGAGUUAAACAUGUUUUAGUUGAUGUUAUUUCAUAUUCAGAAUAUAUUCAAGAGAUAGAUGAUGAUAUUUAUUGUUGUAAUAUUAAAUAUGAAGAAGAAGACAAAGAAGAAUAUGGAGAAGUGAUAGAGAGUGAAUGUAAUUGGAUAGGAAGAUGUUAUGAUAAAGAAAUAAGAGAAAUAGAAAUUGCAGAACAUAUUAGGUACUGUGAUGAUGAAUGUUUUAAUGGAUUUACAAACUUAACACGAAUAGAAUUAUCACCACAUCUUUAUAAACUUCCAUUCAAAUGUUUUAAUAAUUGUAAAUCAUUGGUUGAAGUUAAUAUUUCAUAUGUUACAUAUAUUGGAGAUAAUUGUUUUUCUAAUUGUACAAGACUAAGAGAAAUACAAAUGAAUAAAGACAUUGGAUAUGUUGGGAAAGGUAGCUUUUGGAAUUGUAAAAGUUUAGUAAAGAUAAGAAGUUCAGGGAAAAUACACAUUUAUCAGAGCAUUCCAUAUUGGGUUUGGAUGAUAAUGAAAGAAGACAAUAAUGAAAUAGAAGAAAUUGAAUAUACUAUUGAAGACAGAGAAAAGUAUGGAAAUGAAAUACCAACCGAAGUCAAGAGAAUAGGAAAUGGGUGUUUUGAAGGAAGUCAAAUUGAAGAAAUUACUAUUCCAUCAAAUGUAAUAGAUAUUGGAAAUGAUUGUUUUGCUUAUUGUAAUAAAUUAACAAAUAUUACAUUACAUGAAGGGAUUAAAGAAAUACCAAAAGGAUUUAUGAAAUAUUGUGGACAAAUAGAAAAAAUACAACUGCCACAAAGUAUAACUAAAAUAUCAACAGAAAGUUUUAAAGAAUGUAUAAAAUUAAAAGAAAUCAACAUUAAUCCAAAUAAAAUGAUAAUUGAAAAAGGAGCAUUUGAAAUGUGUAAAAAUAUUAGUUAUGAAGAAUAA